Molecule: messenger RNA, 3153 nt
Organism: Anoplopoma fimbria (sablefish)
Lineage: Eukaryota; Metazoa; Chordata; Actinopteri; Perciformes; Anoplopomatidae
Gene: agfg1b
Product: ArfGAP with FG repeats 1b
Molecular function (GO): GTPase activator activity
Source: RefSeq, a predicted model, not a curated record
GGUGUCUGGCCGCCGCCGCCGCACCCCGACUAGUCCGCCCUGAAGACACCCUCACUGUCCCGGGUCCCUCGACCAGACGUCCUCCUCCCCCCCCCCCAGGUGAUACCAGAACCGCUAUUCUUCGGCCAUGGCGACGAACGCGAAGCGAAAGCAGGAGGAGACUCAUCUCAAGAUGCUCCGGGAGAUGACGAGCCUGCCCGCGAAUAGGAAAUGCUUCGACUGCGACCAGCGCGGCCCGACCUAUGUCAACAUGACAGUGGGCUCCUUCGUCUGCACCACCUGCUCCGGGAUCUUGACUGAACCCCCGCACAGAGUGAAGUCAAUCUCUAUGACCACAUUCACACAUCAGGAAAUUGAGUUUCUACAGAAACACAGUAAUGAGGUCUGUAAACACAUCUGGUUGGGCCUCUAUGACGACAGGACAUUAGUUGUUCCAGAUUUCCGAGAACCACAGAAAGUUAAAGAGUUCCUUCAAGAAAAAUAUGAAAAGAAAAGAUGGUAUGUCCCUCCAGACCAGGCAAGAGCAGUAGCAAGUGUCCAGGCCUCGGUGUCUGGCUCCUCAGCCAGCAGCACUGGUAGCACCCCAGAAGUCCAACCCCUCAAGACCCUGCAGCUCAACAAGACCCCACUGCGCCAGUCACCGGGGAUAGGUCGUUCUCAGGCUCAUAGCGCUGCUCUGGAGAAGAAGUUUGACUUGCUCUCAGACCUGGGAGGAGACAUCUUUGCUGCUCCAUCCACUCAAACUUCCAGCUCCACCAACUUUGCCAACUUUGCACAUUUUCCAAGCCAGUCAGCACCUCAGGGUAAUUCAGAUACCAACUUUGCCAACUUUGAGGCAUUUGGAAACACUGCCAUUCCACCCCACCUGAGCAUCCCCCCCUCACAGUCCUUUUCAUCAGGGGGAGGUGUGCCAAUCCCAUCAAUGUCUAGUGCCGUCCCUGCCCAGUCCAACCAUAGAGAGGAUCGCUAUGCUGCUCUGGCUGAGUUGGACAUCGAGCUCAGCUCCUCUGUUACCACAGGCAGCAAUGUGCCAGGGAACUUAUUUGGACCAGUGCUAGGUUCAUCGCCAGCCCAGAAUCCACCUGUGUUACCCAGCAUGCAGCCUGGCUUUGGAGCCGUCCCAUCCACAAAUCCCUUUGUUGCUGCAGCUGUUGCCCCGGAGAUGGCCACCAACCCUUUCCAGGCAAAUGGCAGAGCUCCAGCUGCAGCCUCGUUUGGCACUGGCUCUAUGAGCAUGCCCGCCGGCUUUGGGAAUGCGUCUUCCUACUGCCUCCCGACCAGUUUCAGCGGAAACUUCCAGCAGCAAUUCCCUGGCCAGCCUCCCAUCCCUUACUCUCAACCUGGGGCCUACCACCCUCAGUCCAAUGGCCCUGCAUUCCCAGUCUACGGUCAGAACAAGCCGUCCAUGACGCCCUUUGGGCAGCCCAUGGGUGGCCCUGGCAUGUCCAAUAACCCAUUCAUGGCUGGAGCCCCAGCCGGGUCAUUCCCUUCAGGGGGUUCAACCAACCCUUUCCUGUAGCACAACUCCCAGUCUUUGUCACCAGAGGGCAGCAUGCAGCACAUAUUCAACGCAUACAUUCUGUCAUGCAGUUAGUGGCAGUGCAUUGUUUUUUAAGAAAAACUUACAUUUUUGUUUUUUUCACACAAAAAAGUUUACAACACUAUGAAGGAGAACAAAGGACUAUGUUGAAGACUAAGGGACUGUUAUGGGGAAAAUGUACUGUUUGGACUAUAUACAAUACAUUUUAUGCUUUUAUGUUAUUUGUUUAUGACUGUAGGCUCUGUGCAUAUCAUUAUUUGUAAUCACAAUUAAGUACAUGUUAUGUAUAACAAAGACUGAGUGAACAAAGGUGAGUAUACACACACCUUGUGGAAAAAAACCAACUACAAACUAUCCAAGUAGGUACGGGCGUAGACUUUGAGAAUAUUCUCUGGUUGCAAUCAAAUCCAUGAUCUCUGGUUAGAACAACCAUGAUGAUGCAGGUAUUUCAUUUUCAAAAGGGAUUUAUUUUGGUUAUUUUAGCAUAAUUGUGCUUUUGCUGGAACUAAUGUGCAAAAAUGUCCUUUAUUAACCUACAAGUUGCCUAUAACCCAAAACAACCCAACCCGUGUAUGGUUAAAUUAGAGUAAUAUCCCAAGCAGUAUGUUGGGAUACAGCAUUGAUCCUGGACUAUUAGACAUCCUUUUAUUAUUAUUAUUAUUAUUAUUGCCAAUAUCUGUGAAAUUGUGGAAAAAAGGGUUGGGGCUUUUUUUAUUUGAAACUAGGGCUAGCUCCUUGAAUAUGUAGCCAGCAUAGAUUUCUGAUUUGUUUAGCCCACCACCUAAAGAGACAAGCAUGUCUACCAGAGCACAAAUGGAGGAAAGAGGCAGGAAGCGCAGGAUUUAGGAUGAGUAUUUCUAUGUCCUGUUACCCCUCCUAAUCUAUAAAUAUUGUUAAAUAUACUUUAAGUGACCUCUAUUCUGCUUUUAUAUUUACACUAUGUUUUAAGGAAUAUGGUAAAGACAAAAGGAAAGACUGUUAGGAAAGCUUUAGGGUUGAAGGUGUGACCUAAAUUGGUUUGCGUCAAAAUAAGUGAAGUACUUAUUCUCAUGGUUGUGGGGGACUUGUCCUCUUGACAUGUUAUGAAAGUUUUACCAGAUCCUGCCUAGACAAAUAAAUGUACAACAUUUUAAACAAAGGAUUUAUGCAGGUUAACCACCGCUUCACCUGACUUGAUCUUAACUAAGGUGUUGGAAGUAUCAGAAUUCAAGCUUAUAAAAUAGAUAUCUGCACACUUAGAUCUAUGCAGAGUACACUUUAAAGAGUAUAAAGGGUCUCUUCAAACUAAAAAUGUAUCCAAUGUUAAUUAUGUUGUAUUCACUACACUCCCUUGACAUCUGUCUUCCUAUUUGCUUUUUUAUUAACAAGCUUAUGGAUUGAAAAAAAAUGAAAUUCGGAUCUUCUUUCAGUUUGCUUUAAAUUAAGGCAAGGAAAAAGAACAGAUUCAUUUAGGGAUUGUUACAUUACAGGAGCAGCCUGGUACUGAACCAGUGUCUUAUUUGUGCCACCAAUGACUAACAAUGAAUUUGACAAUGUGUUUCUUGUCUUUACAAGAAUAGGUAAGUAAAUGUGUACAUAUAUAAAUAUAUGUAUAAAUAAAUUAAAAGAUUUUU